ACGCUUUUUAAAUGUAUCUUUACUGCUUCAUUCUUCCUGUGGCAUUUUUUAUGUAAAGGAUAACUUUUUUUUCUGUAAAACUCACAGACUGAAGCUAUGAACGACGCUAGUAGCCUGUUAGAGAGGGUUAAGAAGAUGAGCUGGAAGGGAGACGGAGGACGCGACGAGGCUGAACGCAAGUUAAUGAGAUCAGCUGACAACAGUAAAGGUACUGGCAGAACUGGUCACCUGUUAACUAGUGAAUCCAGCGACGAUGAUUUUGACCAGUUUCUGUUGGAGAAAGCUACACCCCGAGCCAAGGCUGCAUCACAGAAGUCUUGCAGAACUGCGAAGAAAGACAGUCCAGCCACUGUGGUGAGCUCGGAUGAUGAGGACAACUUUGAGACAUUUCUGCAGCGAAUGAAAACUCCCGUGACCCAACCCAAGAAGAUUUCAAGUGGGAGUGAAGACAGCCUCAAGAACUUUAUUGUGGAUGACAACUCAUCAGAUGAUGAUUUCAUUGCACCAAAAUCUUCUUUUAAAGUUCCAAUGAAAACACCCACAGCUGAGCCGCCCUUAAGAAGACCGCUUUUUCAGUUCAAUUCUCCAGUUUUUAUCAGUGACGACGAGGAUGACGAUGAUGAUAACAUUGUGAUCAGGAGCACAUGGAGAACUCGCACCUCAAAGCCGAAGAAGAACUCCUCUGUGGGCGAUAAGGAGAACGAGUCGCCGACAGCCCCCCUGCUUCCCGUCCAGUCUGCUUUUUUCCAGUUCCCCAGUAAAACUGAAACGGUAACGGCCUCUCCGAAGCGCACUCUGUCUGCUCCGACUGCGCUGUGCGACUCCGAUUCAUCUGAAGAGGAGUUCACGUCCUUACUGGACAGGCUUAAAAAGAAAAACGUAAUUGCAAGCAGUCAGUGUACUCCUGUGCAGACCAAAGGGAGCGGUAAGCACCCAGAUGUGUCAGGAUCUUCUGUGAAGGCAGGAACAAAGAGCUCCAAACCUUCAGUGGAAACACCCCAGCCUCUGAAAAAACCAGGAAAAUCCUCCCUUUUGAGGCCUGUGGUCAGUCAGACCGAGCCCAGACAGCCUGCCACCAGCAGGGUCGGGCUGUGUAAGAAUACUGGCUCCUUCUUAGAGUCGCUCUCAAACCCCAGCUCCGUCUAUGUGGUCAGCUUUAAGAGGAACAAAGAAGAGCUCACAGGCAAACUCUACAAGCUGUACAAUACCACCGUCUUUGACAGCAAGCUUCCUGUCGAUAUGUCCGUGACCUGGAACAAGAAGAUGCGGAAAACAGCCGGCUACUGCGUUACGGGACAGGAGAGAGGUGGAGGGAAGCGCUACGCCCGCAUCGAGCUGUCAGAGAAAGUCUGUGACUCUGCAGACCGUCUCAGGGACACGCUCAUACACGAGAUGUGCCACGCCGCCACGUGGCUGAUCAACAACGUGAGGGACGGACACGGCAGCUUCUGGAAGCUGUACGCCCGGAAAGCCACGCUGGUGCAUCCCGAGCUGCCCAUGGUCACCCGCUGCCACAGCUACGACAUCAACUACAAGUAUCAGUACCAGUGCACCCGCUGCCAGAAUAAAAUCGGCCGUCAUUCCAAAUCGCUGGACACCCAGAGGUUUGUGUGCGCGCUGUGCAAGGGCCAGCUGGUCCUCCUGACUCCCUCCAAUCCGCGCGGCGCCACGCCUUUCGCCAAGUUUGUGAAGGAGAAUUACGGGAAUGUGCGUCAGGAGCUGGCGGGACAGAGCCACGCGGAAGUGAUGCGCAAGCUCAGCGCGGACUUCGCCUCAAAGACGAAGCUGAGCGAAAGCUGACCUGCUAACAACCCGCUGGAAGCCAGAAAUACCUCAGACGCUUCAUACACACUGAGCCGCCAUCUCUCAAUCUGAUGGGUUUAAUUCUGUGUGUGACGUGAAAAAAAUCAGUCUUAUCAGCGUGUUUUUCUGCACUAUGAGCCGUUUAUGUCCAGAUGAGUUGUUAAGUUUAAUUAACGGGCAUUUCAGUGUCAAGACGCACAUCUGAUUUUGAUGUAUUUUUAUAUGUCGGUCCACUGUGAUAUCGUCCUUUUUUUUAUUCUAUUUUUUUCAAAUAAACUCGGUGAUACUUCGCUGUCACAAAUAAUUAUGUUUGACCUGUACCUCAGUCAAGAACCAUCAUUUUACAUAAUUUUGAGAAAUGUUGAUAUUUUCUAGUUUAUCAACAAUGAAACUGAAUUCUGGGAGUUUAGUUGAGUCAUUCUAUCUAGUUUUUUUUUUCAUUUCACAUGGGAAUAACAUGUUUAAUUGGAGCUGUGGGGAAAACAUUCAAUCUUUUCCAAUGUUUGUUUUAAAGGCAAUCGUUCAACUGCUUAUUGAAUAAAAAAAAAAUAAAAAUCCGAGACGAUGCUUCAAUAUAUUUAAUUUGUACAUUAAACACUACUAUGCAGUCAAAUUACUUUACAUCAUACAAAACAUCCAGGGAUAGAGAAAGAUCUGCUCAACAACGGGGAUAAAUAUUCAAAGCUACAA
Molecule: messenger RNA, 2493 nt
Organism: Salarias fasciatus (jewelled blenny)
Lineage: Eukaryota; Metazoa; Chordata; Actinopteri; Blenniiformes; Blenniidae
Gene: gcna
Product: germ cell nuclear acidic peptidase
Exons: 13
Coding region: 97-1800 (567 amino acids)
Cellular component (GO): nucleus
Source: RefSeq, a predicted model, not a curated record